GCAUUCUUCAUUCUGAAUGUGAUAACUGUCCAGCAGGAUGUGGAGGUCAGCGCUGGGACUCUGCCUGCUCCUGACGGUCAUCCAUGGGGGAGAUCUGACAGACCCUGACCCGACGUAUAUGCUGUUGGUUCCAACCCUCUUGAAGGCUGGACAUGAACAGAAAUUCUGCCCACAGCUGUCCCAUCUUAAUGAGUCUGUUACCACGACAGUGAUUCUGCAGACGGGGCAGCAGAAUGUGACCCUGCUAGAGAAACACAUCACACAGUCUGAGGACGACAUCUGCGUCACAUUUACGACCCCAGAGACUGACAGUGCGAAAGUGGGGUACAUCACACUGGAUGCUGCAGGUACCUCACUGCACUUCAAGACUAGGAGAAGUGUCCUUAUCAAACCUGUGCAAAACCUGGUGUUUUUCCAGACUGACAAACCCAUCUACAAACCUGGACAGAAAGUCCAGUUCCUUAUUGUGUGUCUGGAUGAGACAUUUCACCCAAAGCAUGAAAAGUUUCCUGUGAUUUAUAUUGAGGAUCCUCACAGAAACCGUAUUAGCCAAUGGCUGAAUGUGGGAACAAGUAGAGGAAUAGCACAGGAAUCCUUCCUUCUUGCUGCUGAACCCCUGCUGGGGACAUACAGACUGGUCGCACAAAGGCUAAAGGGUGCACAGGUUGAGCAAUCGUUUACUGUGGAGGAAUAUGUAUUACCCAAAUAUGAAGUGAAGGUGCAAAUGCCAUCAGUUAUCACUAUCCUCGACCAAGAAUUGAAAGUGACAGUAUGUGGCAAAUACACGUAUGGGAAACCAGCUGCAGGAAGGAUUGAUGUCCAUGUCUGCAGAAUGUAUGAGUAUUCCUAUUCUUCCUGUCCUGGUGUAGUAAAUAAUGUAUGUGAAGAACUGUCACAUAAAGCUGAUAGCAAUGGGUGUUUCUCUAAAGUAGUGAAGACAAAAUUCUUCCAGCUGAGACGCAAUGAAUUUCAGAUGAAAAUCACUGCAACAGCCAAAAUAACAGAGGACGGAACAGGCGUGGAGUUGACAGGUCAAGGUUCCACUGAGAUCAAGAACACUAUUGCAAAGGUAUCAUUCCGACAGCUAGACUCCCACUAUGGGAGGGGUAUUCCUUUAUAUGGACAGGUCUUCCUGGAAGAUGCAGCUGGAAAGCCAAUUAACAAUGAGACAGUGGUAGUAUAUGUAGGUUAUGAUGGAACAAAUUACACCUACUCUACUGGACCUGAUGGAACUGCAGAUUUCUCCAUUAACACCACAUCUUUCCAUCAGUCGUCCAUAAGACUUAGGUGGGUUUACAAGUCUGUUGAAAGCUGCUACAGUUCAAGAACAUUGUUUCCCACUUAUGAAGAGGAGACACGGAAUGUCCAACAUUUCUACUCCAGAAGUAAGAGUUAUGUAAAGAUCCAGCCUAUAUACAGGACUCUGAAUUGUCAGGAUGAUGAGAGAUUCACAGUACAUUAUACUGUGACACCUGAAAGCUUUGGAGAGGACACUCAUGCAAUAUUUCAUAAUCUGGUAAUGGCAAAGGGCGGCAUUGUCAAAUCUGGAAGGCACAAUGUAAAACUAACUCCAAAUCAAGAAUCAUAUGGACAGUUGACAGUUCCACUUCCUGCCAACAUUGACACUGCACCACUGGUCAAAGUGCUGGUGUAUCUUGUGCUGGACAGCGGUGAGGUCAUUGCAGAUAGCGUCAGCUUCAAAGUGGACAAGUGCUUUGCUAACAAGGUGAAGCACUCUUUCUCUGUUGCCGAGGCUCUUCCGGGAUCACAUGCUGACCUCACUCUCUCCACUCUGCCAAACUCUCUGUGUGCAGUGCGGGCAGUAGAUGCCAGUGUUUUACUGCCGAAACCUGAGGCUGAAUUGUCCGCAAAAUCGGUGUAUGACCUGCUGCCAGUUGUAGACAUGUCUGGUUACAACCAUGAAGGCCAUUACCUAGAGGAGCAACGUGAAGACCCAUGCAUCAAGCUGGAGCCUAUAUUUAUGAAUGGAGUAUAUUACAAUCCCUCUACCCCUGACGGCGACAUUGAUGCCUAUGAGACCUUUAAGGGAGGUGACUGGGAGGUGGCUAUUCAGAUACAUGGAGAUGUACUACCAUAUGAACGUGUUAUGGGAGUGACACAGAAAUGGAUGUGUACUCAGACUCUUAAUAGCGUACAUUGGAGGCCAUACUCUGUCAGAGAGUCUGCUCCUAGCAUGGAGCUGGUGAAAGUUUCCGUGGUGCCUCCAGUGUUUGCAAUCAAAAAUACUCCAAGCAAAGUAGAUUCAGCUAAUGUGGAAGACUUUGAGGAAAUGGAUGGGAUGGCCAUGGAGCUGUCUGCCACUGAUGACUUCACUGAUGACAUCAUUCAAACUGUGAGAAAAUAUUUCCCAGAAACCUGGCUGUGGGACUCGGCUGAAACCAACUCCCUUGGACAUGCUAACCUAAAACUGACUGUACCAGAUAGUAUAACAACAUGGAAUGUUGGGAUGUUCUGUACGUCAGAAGGAGCCGGGUUUGGUCUUUCAGAACCAGUGUCACUCAUAACUUUCCAGCCUUUCUUCCUUGAUACAACUUUACCUUAUUCAGCCGUCCGGGGUGAGACGUUCACUCUGAAAGCUAGUGUGUUUAAUUACCUUCCACAAGCCAUCCGGGUGAGUGUUUCUUUGGAAAACUCUGACAAGUUCACAGCUAAGAAUACAGACGCAGAGGAAGAAGGGGAAGUGAAUUUUACAGUCAGUGCUCAGACUCUGCUGGGAGCUGGUCUGUGUGGCAAUAAGAUUUUGAAUCCAAUAAAAGAGAGAAAGGACACAAUCACCAAACAUAUCCAGGUUGAGCCAGAGGGUGUACCAAAAGAAGAUACACAGAGCGCUAUGAUAUGUGGGAAAGGCUCUGAGAUAAUGGAACACAUCUCUCCUUGGCUCCCAAGCCGUGUGGUGGAAGGUUCUUCUCGUGCUUAUUUCUCUGUAAUUGGGGAUACCAUGGGCACAGCAAUGCAGAAUCUGGGGAGCCUCCUUCAGUUGCCAUAUGGAUGUGGGGAGCAGAAUAUGGUCCUUUUCACCCCCAAUAUCUACAUUUUGGAGUAUCUCAAUAAAACUAAUCAGCUGACCCCAGAGAUCAAAUCAAAGGCCCUGAGCUACCUGACCACUGGAUAUCAGAAACAACUGACUUACAAGCAUGCUGAUGGAUCUUACAGUGCAUUUGGACCACAGUUUGGAGAAGGGAAUACCUGGCUGACAUCGUUUGUCAUGAAGUCCUUUGCCCGGGCUAAAUCUCACAUCUACAUUGAUCCUACACAUGUCUCAGCUUCUCUUCUGUGGCUUUCAAAUAGUCAGAAACAAAAUGGCUGCUUCCAAAAUGUUGGCAGACUAUUCAAUAAUGCUAUGAAGGGGGAAGUGGACAAUGAAAUCACAUUGGCUGCAUAUAUUACUGUUGCUUUACUGGAAUACCCACUGCCUGUCACGGACAUAGUAGUGCGAAAUGCAUUGUUCUGUUUGGAGAGUGCAAUGGAUGGUGAGAACAGCGUCUACACACAAGCUUUAAUGGCUUAUGCUUUUACUCUUGCUGGAAGAAUGGAACUACGUUCUCGCCUCCUUCAGUCCCUGGAUAAACAGGCCAUUAAGGAAGAUGGUACAGUCCACUGGCAUCGUCCAGAGUACUCGGAUGAAUCCGGCACAGUAAGAGCCCCUCAUAGUAGGGCCCAAUCUAUAGAAGUGGAGAUGAACGCUUACGUGCUGCUGGCCAUAUCGGCCAAACCCAAGGUCGCUGAUGAAGAUAAAACAGCUGCCACUAAAAUUGUCACUUGGCUCAUAAAGCAGCAGAAUCCUAAUGGUGGCUUCUCCUCCACUCAGGAUACAGUAGUUGCUUUCCAAGCUCUGUCUCUCUAUGGCUAUUAUGCUCUCAGCCAUGAUGGUCCACGUGUUGCCUCCGUCACCCUGGACAGCACUCAAGUUGCAAAGUUCCACGUUAAAGUCUCCAACCGCCUUCUCCUGCAGCGUGCCACCUUGCCCAGUGUCCUGGGAGAUUACACUGUCACAGUCAGUGGGUCUGGGUGUGUGUACACACAGACUAGCGUGAGAUAUAACAUACCACAUCCAGAGGGUGACGCCCCAUUCACCAUCACAGUAACUACAGAGCCAGAGAUCUGUAACAUCAAAUCUAUAAAAUCAUUUGGCAUCGCAGUCAAUGUAAGCUACAUUGGGAAGAGGGAGAACACUAACAUGGCUUUAGUUGAAGAAAAGCUGCCUUCUGGAUACAUCCCAGUCAAGCCUUCAAACAGCUAACAAGCCAUCCAUUGAUUAAGAAAACUGAAACUAGUCCAAAUAAAGUAACUGUAUACUUUGAGAAGCUCACUAAGGACAUACAGAGCUUUAAGUUCUUGGUUGAACAAGAAAUUGCCGUCGGUAACCUUCAGCCGGCCACUGCUACUAUCUUUGACUAUUAUGAGACAGAUGAUUUUGCCAUAACAAAGUACGAUGCCCCCUGCAGUUCAAAAGAUGAGGCUAGAAAGGAGUAACAAAAUUACAAUGGAGCAAAUAGAAGAAACAUGAGCAGACCGGUGAUCAGAUAAAGAGAUGUCUAAGGACUAGCCCAGAUUUGGGACUAACUUUUUUCCACCCAGUCGUAAAAUUUACUAAGCAAAUAAAACAUAUUUUC
Messenger RNA from Pseudophryne corroboree (corroboree frog), 4634 nucleotides. Its product is annotated as alpha-2-macroglobulin-like. Gene Ontology annotation, molecular function: endopeptidase inhibitor activity. The record is from RefSeq and is a predicted model, not a curated record. NCBI's taxonomy places the organism in Eukaryota, Metazoa, Chordata, Amphibia, Anura, Myobatrachidae. The transcript is spliced from 37 exons. Gene Ontology annotation, cellular component: extracellular region. The coding region runs from base 38 to 4261 and encodes 1407 amino acids.